Molecule: messenger RNA, 969 nt
Organism: Miscanthus lutarioriparius
Lineage: Eukaryota; Viridiplantae; Streptophyta; Magnoliopsida; Poales; Poaceae
Source: the annotation of a GenBank genome assembly
AUGGACAGCCUGUGGCAUCUGGGGGACGAGCUCCGUGGGCAGCCGAAGGUGGUGGAGGACCGCCAGUGGUCUCUCAUGACGUCCAAGCUGGCGGAGAUCACCAGGUCCAAGGGCGAGAGGAUGAACGACCUCGACUACGCGAGGAUGAACACCGUCCCUGACGCCAAGCAGUGGGACAAGACGUCCUACCAGCAUCACGACGACAGCAGGAUGGACCACAUCAACCUCGGCCUCAUGAACCUGGAUCUCAAGAUGAAUGAUGUCAAGAUGAACGAGGCCGCCACCGCCAUGAAGCUCCCCUUCCGCAACAUGCCCUAUAACAUGAACCCAAUGUACCCCAAGGGGAGCAAUGCCAAUGUCAAUGUCAAUGUCAAUGCGUUCAAGAUGAAUGUUGGGGUGAACAAGUACUCCAAUAGCCCUAACGGGAAAGACGCCAAUGGGAAAAACAAUGGCAGCAGCAACAAUAAUGGAGGAAACAGCAAUGGGAGCCCCAACGGCAAUUCUACGGUUGACAAGCGCUUCAAGACAUUGCCAACAAGUGAAAUGCUACCGAGGAAUGAAGUCCUUGGUGGAUACAUCUUUGUCUGCAACAAUGAUACCAUGCAGGAGGAUCUCAAGAGGCAGCUUUUUGGAUUGCCAGCAAGAUAUCGUGAUUCAGUCCGAGCAAUUACUCCUGGCCUGCCUCUUUUCCUCUAUAACUAUACGACUCACCAGCUUCAUGGGGUAUUUGAGGCUGCCAGUUUCGGUGGGUCUAAUAUCGAUCCCACUGCAUGGGAGGAUAAGAAGUGUAAAGGUGAAUCUAGAUUCCCAGCGCAGGUGAGGAUCCGCAUUAGGAAGCUUUGCAAGCCGUUGGAAGAGGAUUCCUUCAGGCCAGUUUUGCACCAUUAUGAUGGCCCAAAGUUUCGCCUUGAGCUCUCCAUCGCGGAGACCUUGUCGCUGCUAGACCUAUGCGAGAAGGAAGGCAUCUGA